AGAGAUAGUGUUAUCGCCUGUAUCAUCCUUGUCAUUUAUGUGAUAAUACAUUAAUGUCGCCCACUUGAACGAGUCAAUAUCUCGUCCAUUUCAAUAGCAACGUCUUUGCGUGUAGGAAGGAUCCAACGAACCAGAGUCUCAAAAUGAAGCUUGCUGUCAUUCUAAUUGCUCUAAACCUCGCCUUCAUAAGUGUAGUCAGAGCGGAAAGCAGUAUGGCUACACGUAAUCCUAGUGCUACAACGACUACGACAAUGGGCACCACUACAGACACUUCAUCUACACCUGUGGCCGGCUCAUCUACACCUGCGGCCGGUAUAUCUACAGGCAAUCCUUCACCACAAUCCACUUCCGGCACAUCUAGUACCACGGUUACUUCAUUACAAACCACAACCGGGUCUCUCACCACCGAUAGCAAUACAACCAGCUCAAAUGGAACAAUGACGACGUCAGCGCAUAGCAGUGGACACGUGUUAACUUACUCAGCAUUCGCGGUAACGAUGGCAACAGCCCUCUUCCUGGUCUAGAUAGUUAACAAUGGAAACAGAUCGGAAACAACGGUUGAUAUGCUGAGGUCAACAACAAAACAACUAUAUAUAUAUAUAUUUGUCUUUUAGUAAAAUAGCUGCUUGAUUUAUACGAACACUAAACAGAAUACGUUCCGCUUCAAACGAAAAUAUCUAAUGGUUUACCAAUGCUACUAAACUAAUACAUGUAUGCUGUUUAUAAAUUAAAAAAACAAAAACAUUGUAUAAUAUUAAUUUACUUUUUAUAAGAGACAGUUUCUCUUAUUUGAUUUAAAUGCGUAAAUGGAAAAGGUUGUCUCUGGAGCUAAAGCUGGAAAGGCUCGGAAAUCACAUGAUUUAUUGAGACUUUAAACACAAUAUUCCACUAAAUUCUUGAUACGAAAAAAAACUUAAUUACACGUGUGUGCUCAAUGGCAUGGGCAGGUAGUCUUCUUUUAAAUAAUAGUUUUACUGAAUGAGACGUUAAUUGUAAUAUACUUAAACGAAACAAAAACGUAUUUUUAAUAUACUAGCACAUACUAACAAAGCUUAUACGAAAAGCAUGCGUAUUUUCUACGCGUUUGUAAGCUCCCAGGAUAACUACGAUGUGGUGUUCGUGACUGAAGAAUUGAGACGGCAAUUUGAGUGGUUUUGAUAGCAUUCUGCAAACAUUGAUUCAUUUAUGACUUUAAGAAAGUCAAAAACGACGAUGUCCAUUAGCUACAAUGUUACAGUCUAUGACAUUCUGAACUUUGAAUAAAAACGUAAUAUAGCUUAUUAGGUCAUAUUAUUAUUUUUUUUCUAAAAAUAUCCUCAAAGUUUGUGGGCGUUUUAUCGAGUGUAUAACAUUAACUGAUUAACUUCCGGUAACGUUCUAACACAGAGCUCAUAAUUGGUUGACUAAUCAAUGUCAAAUUACGCAUAACGUGACAUACGCGGGGUUUCAAAAAUACAUGUAGUAUUAAAUCAAAGUUCCAUUUACAGAUAAUCGAUACAUACAAAUGUGAUUAUAUAGAAGAGACGAGUGUUAAGGCUUCCGAAAAAUUUUACUAGUUGUUUGAGACUAUUACUUUUCUUUAUGUCCAUUCGCUAAUGAUAAAUGUGAAGCCUUUCAUAAACAGAGACGCAUACCUACUGUAACGACUAUUUAUAUUUUUACUGCAUAACUGAUAAUACAUUAAAAUGAAUAAAUAUUUAAAUGCA
Messenger RNA from Dreissena polymorpha, 1706 nucleotides. RefSeq lists its product as uncharacterized. The record is from RefSeq and is a predicted model, not a curated record. The coding region runs from base 144 to 524 and encodes 126 amino acids. The transcript has 5 exons. Lineage: Eukaryota; Metazoa; Mollusca; Bivalvia; Myida; Dreissenidae.